Zonotrichia leucophrys gambelii is the source of this 6130-nucleotide messenger RNA. RefSeq names its product ring finger protein 216 (gene RNF216). Lineage: Eukaryota; Metazoa; Chordata; Aves; Passeriformes; Passerellidae. Gene Ontology annotation, cellular component: LUBAC complex. Gene Ontology annotation, biological process: proteasome-mediated ubiquitin-dependent protein catabolic process; protein linear polyubiquitination. The coding region runs from base 366 to 3152 and encodes 928 amino acids. The record is from RefSeq and is a predicted model, not a curated record. Gene Ontology annotation, molecular function: ubiquitin-protein transferase activity; zinc ion binding; ubiquitin binding. The transcript is spliced from 18 exons.
CGGGCCCGCUCGCGCCGCCCGUCCCCGCGCGCCGCUCUGUCCCUCCCUGGCCGUGUCUCUAUGGUGCGGGGCUGCGCGGUCACGUGGCGCGGGCCGGGCGGAAGCGGCGGGAGCGGCGGUUAAAUGAAGCGGGGCCGGAGGGGCGGCGGGGCCGCUGAGUGCCGGGGUGACCCCUCCGUCCCGCGGAGCCGUGUGGGAGCACUCGGUGCUGUUGGGACAUCUCGACGUUUCAGGUAUCUGCUGUGGGAGCUGCUGCAGGAAAGAAACCCCAAACACAGCUGUCCUCGGAGCUGAGGGAUCAGUUUCCUCAUGUGAGCCUGACUGCCAUGCUGGGGCAUUGACACUCUGGGGUGCAGCUGUUUAAAAUGGCAGAGAGAGGUGGGAAUGAAGAAGUGAUUAACCUGAACAGCUUCAGCAAUCACAGAGGGAAAGACUGGAUAAACCACAGAGAUGAAAAUCUUAUCACAAUAUCAGAUUCCUCAGAUGAAGAUUUGCCUUUGUUGCUGGAGAUGCCAGAAAAGCAGCAGACUGAGGAAGAUGAUGAUGAUGACAUUGUCAUCUUAGCAGAGACCCCAAAGCAUCAGCAGCCUCUGCGUGCCAAUGUCAUCAGACCUGCUGCUCCAUGGCAGGGUGCAGACACUGUGGGAGAAGGAGGAUCCAAAAGUGCUGGGGAGCCUUUGAGCACAGACCUGCAGCAUUCAGCUCUGCCCUGUGAGGGAGAUGGGAGCAACCUCGUGGUGGAGAGCAAUGCUGGACCAAGCAGGGGGGAGAGUGUGGAUGUUGCCCUGCAGCAGCCAGGACCAUCUAAGCUGAAUGGCCCCAGAUCUGAACUUACAGGUAGCCAGGAGCCUGGCCCAAUUUUGCUGCCACUGAUCAAGGUGCAUCCAGAGCCUGCUGAUAACACAAAAAUCAUUAAUCUGGAGAAUGCAGACCUUCCACCUCAGCAGGAGGAAAGGAUGGAAGCUCGGGAAUGGCGAGGAAAGAACUUGGAGCCAGAGCAGAAACUUGAAGGAAUGGCUGCUAAAACUACCCCGGAGCAGGGGGGGAUGCAGGAGCAGGGCCAGCUGGAGCCCCGGCACUUCCCCCCGCAGGAAGAGGAGCCCCGGGCCGUGGCGAACGGCCGCGCUCCUCAGCGGGGGCAGCCAGAGGCAAACCCGGCAUCCCUGCAGGCGUACGGAGGGCAGGCUCCAGGGCCCGCCUUCCCCCGGCCCGAGCCGCCCCAGGACGGCAUUCCCGGCCCUGCCUCCCCGCAGCCGGCACAUCCCCCCGAGGAAUCGGCUCAGCCGGCAGGGACCGACAGCAACGAGCAGCCCGGGCCCGCCUUCCCCGCCCAGGGCUCGCAGGAACUCGGCUCGGGGGACGUGCCAGAGCAGGGAGCUGCUGGGCAGGAGCAGGACCUCACUGCACUGCUCAUCAGAGAGACAGAAGCAAGAUUCCCAGAUGUGAAGAAGGAAUAUAUUGAAGAAUUAAUUCUCAUCAAGAACUGUUAUGAUUUAAAUGUACUUUGUAACUUUCUGCUGGAAAACCCAGAUUACCCAAAGAAGGAAGGCAGAGUGGUUUUAAACCCCAGCAGCAGCCUGCUUGCCAGCCAAGAUGAGACAAAGGUGCCUAAAGUGGACUACUUUGACUUUUCCAAACUCGCCCCCCUUGACCAGCGGUGCUUUUUCCAGGCAGCUGAUCUCCUCAUGGCAGACUUCAAAAUGCUGAGCAGCCAGGACAUCAAGUGGGCCCUGCAUGAGCUCAAGGGGCACUAUGCAAUCACACGAAAGGCCUUUUCAGAUGCUAUCAAAAAGUGGCAGGAGCUGUCUCCCGAAACCAGCGGGAAACGAAAAAGGAGGAAAGAAAUGAAUCAAUAUUCCUAUAUAGACUUCAAAUUUGAGCAAGGGGAUGUGAAGAUUGAGAAGCGCAUGUUCUUCCUGGAGAACAAGAGAAGGCACUGGAGGAGCUAUGACAGGCUGUCCCUCCUCCCCCCAGUGCUGCUGGAGCAGGAGUUCUAUGAGCAGAAAGUCAAAGAAAUGGCAGAGCAUGCAGACUUCCUCCUGGCUCUGCAGAUGAACGAGGAGCAGUAUCAGAAGGACGGGCAGAUGAUCGAGUGCCGCUGCUGCUACGGGGAGUUUGCCUUCGAGGAGCUGACUCAGUGUGCAGAUGGUCACUUGUUCUGCAAGGAGUGCCUAAUUAAAUAUGCUCAGGAGGCAGUUUUUGGCUCUGGGAAGUCAGAGCUGAGCUGCAUGGAGGGCAGCUGCACGUGCUCCUUCCCCACCAGUGAGCUGGAGAAGGUGCUCCCAGAGAACAUCCUCUGCAAAUACUACGAGCGCAAGGCCGAGGAGGAGGUGGCUGCUGCCUGUGCAGAUGAGCUCGUCAGGUGUCCCUUCUGUAACUUCCCAGCUCUGCUGGACAGCGAUGUGAAGCGGUUCAGCUGCCCCAAUCCCCGCUGCAGAAAGGAGACGUGUCGGAAGUGCCAGGGGCUGUGGAAGGAGCACAUGAAUCUCACCUGUGAGCAGCUGGCUGAGAAGGAUGACAUCAAAUACAGGACAUCCAUAGAGGAGAAGAUGACAGCUGCCCGCAUUAGGAAGUGCCACAAGUGUGGGACAGGCCUGAUCAAGUCGGAGGGCUGUAACCGCAUGUCGUGCCGCUGCGGCGCCCAGAUGUGCUACCUCUGCCGGGCUGCCAUCAACGGCUACGACCACUUCUGCCAGCACCCCCGCUCCCCUGGGGCACCCUGCCAGGACUGUGCCAAGUGCUCCCUCUGGACAGACCCCACAGAAGAUGAUGAGAAGAUAAUUCAUGAGAUUCAGAAGGAGGCCGAAGAGGAGCAAAGGAAGAAGAAUGGGGAGAACAGCUUCAAGCGCAUCGGCCCUCCCGUGGAGAAGCCCGUGGAGAAGAUCCAGAGGAUGGAGGCCAUCCCCAGGCCGGUGCCCCAGAACUUCCACCAGCCCCGGAUGCCCCCGUACCCCUUUGUGCACCCCCCGUUCCACCUGCCCCCCGUGCGGCCCCUGUACAACAACAUCCCCCUCAACAUCGGCCCCAUCCCCGCCCCCUACGUGCCCCCCCUGCCCAACAUGAGGGUGAACUUUGAUUUCCCCCACAUGAACAUGCAGCUGGAGCACAACCUGCCUAUGCACUUUGGGCCUCAGCCCCGGCACCGCUUCUGACCUGCCCCACAGCACAGGGCAAAGCCACCCCUUCAUGUCCCCCCUCCCCACUCCAUCCCCUCCAGGGUUUAGCCAGCAGCCAGGGGACUCAGUGUCCCUGUGCUGCACCCUCUCUAGGGCUUCUCCAAACCUCUGCAAUCCAACAUUUCAACCUGUGCUGCGACAGGGUUUGGUGCUACAUUUCCCAGGGGUGGAGUUCCCCCCCGAGCUGGGGAUCUCCAGAUGUUUUGUUUUGACAAAGCCUGUUCAGGCAGCUGUUGGGAGGAAGAGUGAGGCUUUGUAGGACACAGGGAUACAGCUGUUCCUUGGGGAAUUUCCAGAAAUCCUGCCUUCCUGCUGGCCAGAGCAGCAAAGUGAGCCUCGGAGGAAGGGAGGAGACACUUGGCAUCUGAGUGAGCAUAAAACCUUCAGGAGUGAGGUAACAGGAGGCAGCUGCCCCAGCCUGCUGCCUGUGCUGAGGCUCAGGGCUGGGGUUCCUGUGUUCUCCAGCAUCCCUGUAUCCUGCUGGCACCUCCCAGCAGAAAUAAAUUGUUUAAAAGCAAGUCAAUGUAGCAUUUUUAGUGUGCCUCACUCUCCAAGCAGAGCCAGGGGCUGCAGCAGCUGUCCCACUGCUCAGGGCUUGGUAGGAAGCCCACAGCCGUGUUCUGUUUGGGGGUGUUAGGAAGUGGCAGGAGAUUUGGGCACCAAAUCUUUGGCUGGACUAAACUUGUUCCUUUGAAGGGCUCAGUUUUCCCCCCUAAAGGUGUGUGCCCCUCAAAUGUGGCCUUUGCUGUGCUGUUCUCAUCUGGCAUCCCAAACCUCCCCCAGCUUCUGGCAGCAGUGCUUGGGCAGCUGUGCAACCACCUGGAGCCAAAGCUGUGCCCUUAUUGCUAAAACUGCCUGGGAGACACCCAGACAGACGUGCAGGCAGUGAUGUGUCCUGUGGAAGGAAAAUUGGGAAUGUUCCCUGGAGCUGCCACGAGCUGGGAGCCCCUGUACCCAAACCCUCACACCCAAUGGGCAGCUGGGGCCUCAUGCUGCAGGAAGCUGGCUGCUUCCACAGCACCAAAUAACUCCUGGAAAUGUGUGUGUCAGCUUAAUUGGCUUUGGAAAAGUGUGUUAAAAGUUAAACCUGAGUAUUGCUGGGCUUGGAAAGUGAGGGAAAAGCAAAACUUCCUUGUGAGAGAUGGGGGAUGCAGUGCUGGGCUGUGGGAGGAGGGUGGCACGAAGCCCUUUCUCCACAUCCCUUGGCUGUGCUGCCUGGUGCAGGCCCCAUCUAGAAAAGAAAAUGGUUGGAGUGGAAAAACCCCUCUUCCCAGGAAUGUUGGGCUGGCUUCUAGCAGCCCAUUUGUGCCGUUGUUCUCCAAACGUUUUGUUCUGGUCUUCAUCCUGUUCUGUCCUGCUGGGAACUCUCUGGGUGCAUCUCCCUUCCUGUCAUUCCCCCCUGUAUUGCAGCACCCAGGUGUUUUUGUGGGUUUCUUUGUUUUUUUUCAGGUGAAAUUCCCUGUCUCCACCUCACAGCUUCUGCCAAAGCCCCAGUGCAGCACAGUGAGCCCUGGGGUGUGCAGGGGGCACAGGGUGUCAGUGGGAUGCUCCUGGCACAGCAUUUGGGGACUGUUCUCCCAGGCUGGAGGAUUUCCCUGCCUCUUGGAGCUGAGUGAUUUUCCCAUUGCCUGUGGAGCUCUCUGGCUCCUCUGUGCCGUGGCCUCUCCAGCAUUAAUAACCAACUGUUCUUCCCUUGCUGCUGGAAUUUUCUAUUUUGAAUUGGUUUAUUCCUGGCAGGAGUGUGGGGGCUGCAGGAGCUCUGUCACUUGCUGCUCAGCUGGGCUUUGACCAGGUUUAAAUCCUGCCUUGCACCACUGAUUCCUGCAGCAGACAGGAGCAGGAAUCCUGUAGGGCUUUGGGAGGGAGAGCUUUGUCACAGCAGCUGCUGAGAAAACACACCCAGGGCAGAGUGGUGCCUUCCCUCGUGCAAAGGGAAUCCUGUUUGCUCAUUAGCUGAGGUUUGUGGGCUCAAGGGCUGGUUUGGAUGAGCCCUCCAGGCUCUCCAAGGCAUUUUUCCCUUCCUGGUGGGUGCAGGAGGGAUCAGGCAGUGGCCCAAAGUAAGAAGGACAUAGGGUGGUCAUCCAGCAAAAAAUGGAGGUGCAGGGAUGUGUGGGCAUGGAGAGCUGAGCCUGGGCAGAGGGAAGGAUGGCUGUGGAGCAGAGGUGGCACAGGGAGGUUGGUGGCUCUGGUCCAUCAGGGUCGCUGCUGCCCUGGUCCUGGCGCAGCCUGGAGGAUCCAGAGGGAAGGGAAGGGGGGGUUCCCUGCCAGAGCCAAGGGGUUCUUUGUGUCCAAGAGGGGAUCAAUCAGUGCCUGGGCUGUGGUGUGCAGGUACACCAUGCCCAGCACACCCAGCACUGCCCCUCUCCCCAAGGAAACACCAUUGCACCAAAACCUUGCAGCCCAAGCACGUGGCUGCUUCUCCCAUCUAACCCAGGAGAUCUCAAGUUGUUUCUGAAUCUGUGUUGAUUUAUUAAAAAAAAAAUAUAUAUAUAAAAAACCCAAAACUUACUGAGCCACCCAAUCCAGCCUUGAGCUGGUUUCUAACUCCUGCAUCCCACUUCCCCUCUUGUCCCACAGUCUUUGGAACUGUUUAAAGGUUUUGAAGGCAAUGAGGAGGUUGCUGUGCCCAGGCUGAUCCCAUAACAGGUACUUCUUACAGCUAAUUGCAGUGUCCCAUUUACUUGCCUUAAAGGUGGAGAGAGAAACUUAGUAUUUGCACUUAGCAAAACGUUGUAUUAAAAGAAAAAAAGACCUGUAAAGAUGUGCAUGUUCUGCAACUUUGUAUAACAAUAGCUGAAAAUAAAUAGGUGGUUUAUUACAAAAAAAAAAGGAGAAAAAAACCAAAAAAUAUUUUUCUUUACAUUCUGGUAGUAAACAGUUCUAAUAUUCUGUGUGUAAAAAGUUCCUGUAUUAUAUUGUAAUUUGAAUUUUUGUAAAUAAAUUUGUGCACUCUG